This is a messenger RNA of Vitis vinifera (wine grape), 1855 nucleotides long. RefSeq names its product putative expansin-A17. Gene Ontology annotation, cellular component: extracellular region. The transcript is spliced from 3 exons. Bases 908 to 1678 code for a protein of 256 amino acids. Lineage: Eukaryota; Viridiplantae; Streptophyta; Magnoliopsida; Vitales; Vitaceae. Gene Ontology annotation, biological process: plant-type cell wall organization. The record is from RefSeq and is a predicted model, not a curated record.
UGAAGAUGUUGUUUGUAGAUUAAGUUAAGCAUUAGGAAUCAAGGGGUAUAUACCAAAUGAAAAUUUUCUGAGACUGGAUUGCAGGUACCCGUAGACAGUCCUCAAUGCUCAAUUGUGAUUAAAAAAUGCUGUGUCACACCUCAUGUGAAAGCCAUUGGUUGCUGAGACAUCGUAAUGGAUGGCAUCACCCAUGUGCCAUAUGAAUGGAGUUCCCACAAGACAUGCCAUAAUAUAUGGCCUUCUAACCAUCACCAAACUAAUAACCACAAUUGUCAAAGCACAAAGCCGACCUUAGUGGUUUUUGGCUUUUUAAUUCUCAAGUUGCAUCUCAAGCCAUGUUCGGGACUACCUGCUACUAUUUCACGACCAUCCCAAUACCAUUGUUGUUAAACUACUUCUAAAUUUUUUAUCAUUAAUUUAUUCGAUCCAAAUACUGUUUCAUUUUAGUUUUUAAGUGGAGCUCAUCUAAUAAUGUACAUGAAUUUCUUACUCUAUAUAUUAAUUUAAACCAUAAAUUCCAAAGUGGAAAGGGUCUUAUUUCUUAACCGACAAGGCAUUAGCAGUUGAAGAGUUAUUGCUCGCACAUGUUGUGUAUGUGUGGAACUUGACUUUGAUUCAUGGUGGUGCAAUUUUUCCAUCAUUCUUUUUGUCUGCGGAGAAAGUUUUUCUAUUUCUCAUUAGUUUAUGGUGUAUGUACUUUGCAAUUUGAAGUCAUAAUGGUACUGUAACGUACCACGAGCUACCAAUUAUAGGAUGCAUGAAUUAUGGCUGCAGGUUCCUUUAUUCAAGGUUGCUUCUGGUCAAUGGGCUUGUAAAUUGUAUUCAUACAAUCACAUUUGGCUAUAAAUAGUGGGGGGAAUUUGCCAUCUCUACCAGCACAGAGUCUGUACAGAGAGGAGAUCAAACAAUGGAUAGGCUCUGUGUAUUUAGCAGCAUUGUUCUCUUUCUGGGGGUGCUCACAGGGACAACACUUAGAGGAGCAUCAGCUGCUUGGCUCCAAGCCCAUGCAACCUUUUAUGGUGGAAGUGAUGCUUCAGGAACUAUGGGUGGUGCAUGUGGUUAUGGCAAUCUUUACAGCGAUGGUUAUGGAGUAAAGACUGCAGCGCUGAGCACGGCUUUGUUCAACAAUGGCAAGGCAUGUGGUGGCUGCUAUCAGAUUGUGUGUGACGCAACCAAGGUGCCCCAGUGGUGCCUCAAGGGCACAUCUAUUACCAUCACCGCUACCAACUUCUGCCCACCGAAUUACGCUCUCCCUAGUGAUAAUGGCGGGUGGUGCAAUCCUCCAAGGCCUCACUUUGACAUGUCUCAACCUGCUUUCGAGUCUAUAGCAAAAUACAGGGCUGGAAUUGUACCAAUUCUUUAUAGGCAAGUUCGAUGCAAGAGAAGCGGAGGCAUGAGGUUCACCAUAAAUGGAAGGGAUUACUUCGAGCUAGUUCUGAUAUCCAAUGUGGGAGGUGCUGGAGAAGUCUCUAAGGUAUGGAUAAAAGGGUCCAAAGCCAAUAGCUGGGAAGCCAUGACCAGGAACUGGGGCUCAAACUGGCAGAGCCUGAAAUACCUGAACGGCCAGAGCUUGUCCUUUAGAGUCCAAAGCAGUGACGGGAAGACCCUCACAGCCCUCAAUGUGGCACCUUCAAACUGGAAGUUUGGCCAGUCAUUCACCACAAAUGUUCAAUUCUGAAGUUCCUUGUAUACUACCAUACUUCAGUUUUGUUGUUUCUUCCUGUAUUUAGUUUGCAACUUGGGGGGUUGUGGCUGAUCCUUUCUUUGAUGAAGCCCACCUCAUCAAAAAUAAAAUUCAACUCUAAACCAGACCCAUUCAAUAAAAUCCUUUCUUUGAUUUUUUUUUUUUCCUCUG